AUGGUAUGGAAGGAAAACCUCCACGUUCAUAUUUCCGCUCCAUACCAAGGCAAUCGGUUUGAGGGAUUCAGAGGAACAUUCCAUCAUAUCACUAAUAACGGUUUCGAUCGUCUAGCGCCUUUGGUUUGGACACACAGCGAAGAUCCUUACCAGCCGUCAGACAUCGCCACGCACGUCGAAAAUACAAUACCGCAAAUCAAGUAUGAACCUGUCCAGGGGGUACCUUCACCGUUGACACUCGACAAUUUGGAUGAGUUGAAUGCACUUGGGGGUACGGAUAUUUUCUUAACGUCAAAAGAGGGUAUCCGUGCGCUCCCGCCCUGGCUCCAAGGCGUGCGGCCCAAUAAGAACGGCAAAACCGAAGGAGCUGUAAGUUCUGCGAUUAUUGUCACAGAACGUGGAGAUGGAGUCGUCGAUACGUUUUACUUCUAUUUCAACGCGUACAAUGAAGGCAAUACUGUCUUUGGUACUCAGUUUGGGAAUCAUGUUGGCGACUGGGAGCAUAAUAUGAUCCGUUUCGAGAACGGCCAACCGCAAGCAAUAUGGUACAGCCAGCAUGCUAGUGGGCAUGCUUUUGAAUGGAAUGCUGUUGACAAAAGGGGAAAUCGACCCAUUGUCUUUAGCUCCAACGGCAGCCACGCCGUCUACGCAACGGGGGGAGACCAUGAUCACACCAUCCCAGGAGUGGAGCUCCCAAUUGGGCUUCUGGUCGACAAGUGCGACGAAGGUUUUCUUUGGGACCCGACAUUGAGCACAUAUAUAUUCAAGUAUGACCGAACCGCGAAGCAAUUCAGCACAUACGACGGGCACACCCCGGUCAACUGGCUCAACUUCGACGGACAAUGGGGCGAUGAGCAGCUGCCUGACGACGCAGAGGGACAGAAGACACUAUUUGGGCAGCGAAAAUACUCGUCUGGGCCCAACGGACCCAAGUUCAAGGAGCUCGAUCGCAAAAAUAUUUGCCCGUCCAAGGUCGGGUCGUGCUUUAUUCGAAAGAGCCUGAAUUUGAAAGAAGAGGAGGAGCGUGAAUUAAAACGCGUGCGCGACGAGUCGGAGGCACCGUAG
Messenger RNA from Coccidioides posadasii C735 delta SOWgp, 1065 nucleotides. Lineage: Eukaryota; Fungi; Ascomycota; Eurotiomycetes; Onygenales; Onygenaceae. The record is from RefSeq and is a predicted model, not a curated record.